GUAGCUCGGUUCCUGGACACCUCAGCUCCUGCACGGAGAGCGUUCACCCGGUUGUUCCUGGUGGUCCCUCCGCAGGCUCCUCGCACCUCAGCUCCGGUCUGGUAUCCGUCAGCAGACCCGCUGCCUCGCACUUUAACCCGAACUAAAAACCAAUGCACUCUACCGGUGGUCGCUGGACCAGCUGGGUCUGUCAUAACUGAUAGCCGGGGCUAGCUAGGAGGCUAGCGGAGUGUUGGCAGCGCAGGCAGCGGGUAGAACACUCGGUCCGGAAGGCGGACGGAGGGAGCGCAGCAUGGGCCGCGGGAACCACAACCAGGUGCUGGAGGAGAAGGCGGCGAGCCGGAGUCAGAGUGAAGUCAACAAGAGGCUGAAGUACAUCAGCCUGGCGGUGCUCGUGGUCCAGAAUGCAUCGCUCAUCCUCAGCAUCCGAUAUGUCCGCACAUUGCCGGGCGACCGCUUCUUCACAACGUCUGCCGUGGUCAUGGCGGAAGUCCUGAAGGUCCUGACAUGUCUGCUCAUCAUCCUGCUGCAGAGGAAAUUCAAUGUGAAGGAGACGGUGUUGUUCCUGGUCGACUCCAUCGUUUUUCAGUACAAAGACACUCUGAAAAUGUCUGUCCCGUCCCUCAUCUACACUCUGCAGAACAACCUGCAGUAUGUCGCCAUCUCCAACCUGCCAGCCGCCUCCUUCCAGGUGACGUACCAGCUGAAGAUCCUCACCACUGCUCUGUUCAGCGUGUUGAUGCUCAGAAAGUCUCUGUCCAGAGUCCAGUGGGUUUCUCUGCUGCUGCUUUUCGCUGGAGUCGCCAUCGUACAGGUGCAGCAGGAGGGAAACAAGGAGGCGUCAGACAGCUCCAACCAGAACUACAUGGUGGGUUUGGUUGCUGUGGUGAUCAGCUGCCUGUCAUCGGGGUUCGCUGGGGUUUACUUUGAGAAGAUCCUGAAGGGGAGCUCCGCCUCCGUCUGGGUAAGGAACGUGCAGCUGGGGAUCUUCGGCACGGCACUUGGAAUGCUGGGACUGUGGUGGAACGAUGGCGCCGCCGUCGCCGAGCAUGGCUUCCUGUUCGGCUACACCAACAUGGUGUGGUGCGUCAUCUUCAACCAGGCCUUCGGCGGGCUGCUGGUGGCCGUGGUGGUGAAGUACGCCGACAACAUCCUCAAGGGCUUUGCUACUUCCUUCUCCAUCAUCGUCUCCACGGUGUUGUCCAUCUACCUGUUUAGUUUCCACGUGGACCUGCUCUUCACCGUGGGGGCGGGGCUCGUCAUCGGGGCCGUCUACAUGUACAGCCUCCCCAAAGCGGCCGGCAGCAGCUCCUCGUCCCUGAUCUCCUCCUCGUCAUCCUCGGCGUCUUCAGUGUUGCCGAGGACGGACGGAGGCGCAGAGUUGGAGGCGUUUCUGCCAAAAGCUGAUGGAGGUGGUGCGUCUCCUCCCCCUGCCGUCCACAUCACGGUCCCACUGCUAAAAGCACAACAGCAGGAGGAGGAGGAGGAAGGAGCUGCAGUGUCUCAGAAACCCUGACCACCGGCUUUUCGGUCGGUCGAUCCGUCUGUCUUUCUCCUGUUUGUCGCCCUCUCUGCCUUAAAACUCUUUACUUACUGAAUCAACAGAGAAAAAGCCUUAUGCUGAUUAUAGGUAAUAUAUUGAUUUUUGUUGUUACUGAUGUUGUACAGGUCGAAUGUUUUCACUGUGCAGCCUCCACAGAGACACACACACGUAAAGUGUCUCCUGCAGCUUGUUUAUAUCAGAAAUGAGAUUAAAUGUAAUUUUCACGUCCAAAUUUCCUUUAGUAAGAUGUCAGAAAACAGAGAAAAACUUCCAUCACCAUUUCUACAAUGUCUUCAGAUUUAAACACGUGUAGUUUUUUAGUUUGUUCCAUGUGCCAUCUGUGGGGUUCAUGACCUAUUCUGCAUCCAGCCACCAGGGGGCGAUCUAGAUGAUUUGGCUCCACUUUUGGGAGCCGUCAUAUCGUCCAUCAUUAUUUACAGUCUGGUUCAAACACUAAAAAGCCUUUGUUGCAGUCACUACAUGAGACCCGUGUGCUUUUACCUUGACUGAUGUGGAUUAAACAACCAGACAAAGUCUCCACCCACACUGACGCAUUAUAGUUUUAAAACUCAUCACUGUUGCUAUGGUUUUGCCGGGCAUCCACACUAUUCCUGAGUCUUAGCACUUACUGUCGGUAACACUUCCACCUCGUCGUCGCUCAAAGAACAGAAAUCCCUGCUCUUACUGUCCAGCAUCGCUCUUAGUAGUAGUAGUAGUAAUAGUAGAUAGUAGUAGUAGUAGAUACUUUAUUUAUCCCGAGGGAAAUUCAGGCAUCCAGCAGCAUUUACGAACAUACACACAUUAAACAUACACCAAUCCUACAUUAAAAUAAAAAUACAAAAUUAAAUAUUAAACUAUAAAAACUAGCUUAUGACUGUGCUAAACGGGAACAGUGCAAAUGGAUGUGCAAAUGAAGGUAGAAAUACCUCCCUACCUUGACUAUGAGCUGUUGUACAGUAUGAGGUCCAGGGGGACGAAAGAGUUGUUCAGACACACUCCUCUGCCUGGUCAAGGUGUUGUGCAGUGGGUGGUUGGCGUUGUCCAGUAUGGACAGCAGUUAGUCCAGGGUCCUUUUUUCUGCCACUGUCACCAGAGAGUCCAGUUCUGUGCCCACUACUGAGCCAGCUCUCCUCACCUGUCUGUCCAGUCGACCAGCGUCUCUCUUCUUGCUGCUUCCUCCCCAGCAGACCACAGCAUAAAAGAGGACGCUGGCCACCACAGACUGGUAAAACAUCUGUAAAACAUCUUCCCUCAUGUUGUUGUGCUGCAGCUUCUGUUCUACCUUCCUUCUGUAGUCCUCCUUUGCCUCUCUCACAUGGACCUUGAGUUCCCCCUGUACGCGCUUCAGCUCGUCUCUGUCACCAUCCCUGAAUGCCCUCUUUUUCCUGUUCAGAAUGUCCUUGACAUUACUGGUGAUCCAGGCGUAAGCAGAUCCAGGUUAUGAUCAGACUUACCUCGUUCGUAGUAUUUGUCUGUUACUAAGCAACCAACUGCAGAGUAGACAAUCUGCUUUCUGUGUACAGCGCAUGCACAUGAUCAGUGUCAUGUGAUAUGUGUUUUCAGGUGUGUUAGUGUGGAUGGAUUUUAUUUCUCAUACGCAGCAAAAGGUUUUGUUUUAAAACUCAACAUGUUGGGGUUGAUGUAGCCCGAAGUGCUGGUCAUCAGAUGAUUUCCAAUGACACAAAGUUAUGUUAUUAAAGAGGUUUAUUUGACCCUUAGUUUUGUUUGCUGUAAAAGUCUUCUGUGACAUAGCUUUUAGCGGCUCAAGAGUCGGAUGUUUCCCUCAGGAGGUGAUGGAGACCAGACGCAGAGAUCAGAGGGGGAACACUGGAGGUGGGCACUGCUGGGCAGGGGUUGUGACCUAUACUGUGGCUGACCUUUAUACUUUUGUGAGCUGUCAUGUCGUCCUCAACACAGACGUUUGAAUAAUUUUGACCUUUUGUAAAUUGAGGGAUUAUUAAUCAGCUGACGUCCUGAAUCAGUUCCAUGGAUCUUUUACAGUGUCUGACCCGGCAUAGGUUUUUUUGGUCAACAUUGAGCUGCUCAGUGAAAAUUUCUCUCGGAUCAAUCAUGACCCCGAGUUUCCUGUCGGCCUGUUGCUGAUGGCGUCUGCGCUGUGGUGCUGAUCGCAGGCGGACUGUGUGUGUUUGGUGCCUUUUCAUCUCAUCUGUACAGAAGCCAUACGCUGUUUGGUCAGUGUAAGGUCAGAGUUCACACUGAUAUCUUCUUUAUUCUAAUUUGAGGGACUGAACCAGCUCUCGUUUCAUCACGCUGCCGUGAACACGCAUAGACGCUGAACUCUGAUAAGUCUGACGAGCAGCUGGAGGUGUGACGGGAGCUGAGGGUAAUGUGGUGGUUGAUUGGGGCACCUUUAUAAUUAACCAAUCACAAAAAUCCUAAUAAUGGUUCUUGCCAAAACUGUCCUGCUGCAGGCGUCUCGUUGAAGACGACGUCCUGCAGCACUGUUGAAUGUAUUUCUGCCCACGUACGUAGUUAGUCGAUCAGUCCAGGAGGAUGAUUGAAAAUAGUUUUCCUGUUUUAGCAAAGUUUCGUUCUGGAAUUACAAGCCCUGGUGAUUUGUGGAUGUCUCUGGGGCGUGCAAGGUGCUCUAACUGGAGGAAACCUGCAGACAACGCUCAGGGCUAAAAAAUACGUCCCUGAACUAUUCUGCACUUUCAGAUUAAAAACUUUUAUUUCCAGAUAAUUCUCCUGAAGGAGGCUGCAGUUGAUCCAAGAUAACCCAGUGACACAAACAGAAAUAAAACAUCAUAUUAGGUGUCACAUAUUCAUCAGAGAAAUUAUGACAUUCAUGUUUGUUAUAAAGCAGCAUUUGUAUUAGAUAAAAAAAAAGAUUAAAGCAGUUCUCAGUUUGUGAUAAUUUGUUGAAUCACAGAUUUGAUUGUUAAACCUUCAUUAUGAACUGAUGCUGAGGCCACAUCAGUUUUCACAUCAUUUAUUUUCUUGGUCUAUUGAUUUAUUGAUUAGGGUGUAAAGCUAAACCAUCGAAACCUCUGAAAUAUUUAGUUUAUACUGAUAACAAACAUUUGAGCAGCAGGACCAGAGAAUAUUUGUCACGUACGCUUAUUAAAAAGAUCAAAAUACUUAAAACUGAAUUUUCUAACGAACAAUCAUUGGCAACUCUUUGUACGUCUCAUGUCGAGGUGAGUCAAGAUCUGGUGUUAAAGGAGAGUUACAGUAUUUUUCAGCCAUAAAAAGUAGAUCCAUCUGCAGGAGGGUAGUUCUGUGUUUUCCACAGUUUCUUUCUUUCUUUAGUUUUCCCUAAAGUUCAUUUAACGACAAAGAAUUGUGCCUAAUCAAAUUAACACAACCUGUGAAAAAAACUGUUGUGGAGAAUCAUAAUUUCCACUCAUAGUUUUGACCAUUACAUUUUUUUUUCACAAACAAUGAACAAAAUCUGAUUGUGAAAAACAUUUUUGGGGAAUUUAGACUUCUACUUCAAUCAUGAGAAAAAAUUAAGUUUAAGGUUUUUUCAGUUUUAACGUCUCAAACAUUUUAAAUGUUAUAAACUCAUGAAACUGAGUGAUGAUUGAUAAAUGAUGCCUUGAUAUUUUCUCCUUCACAUUGACGAGACAAAAGAAAAAGUUUUGUGUUUAUUAUAAGUAUCAACGUUUUUUUUCCCUGAUUAACUGAAUCAAACUGAAGGGAUUAAAAAAAAAAGAUUUUAUUUUUCAUUUUGUUAUUUUUUCUCUUUUCGGAAAAAUAAUGAUCAGACAAUAUAUGUCUGAUGGGGACUUUAAAUUAUAUAUUAAUAUGUCAGUUUUUUUAAAUGUGGAAAUGAAAGGUUGGUCUCUUGGGUUUGUUAUUUUCUUGAGUGGUGGUGAACGAGCAGGAAGAGGAAUCAGCAGGAAGCUAUUGUGACAGCCAAUCAGAGCUGUUCUCUGCUCAGUUAGAAAUAUUAUAAUAACGUUCAAUAUAAAAUCAAAUUCAUCAAAGUGUUUAAAUUAGAACUUGUUUAUCACAGAAGCUAAAAGCUCUCAUAUAUUAUUAUUAUUAUUAUUAUUAUUAUAUUUUAACCAUGGCAUGGAUAAUAACUGUAUAAAUAUUAUAUCCUGAGAAAACAUUGCGGACGCAUGUUUAAUUAAAAACAAAUGUUGAGAUGACGAGACCACAACACGCUUACAGGAAUAAAAGAUAUAAUCUGGAGACUUUAUUUUUCUCAAAAAGAUAAUCUUUUGUUUUUAUGAGAUAAUUAACAUCUGAUCUUGAUUUAACAGAAUAAAAUAUUAUAAAUUAUAGCCACGGCUGCUCAGGGCUUCCAAAAAUCGCCCGUAAGUUUGUGUACAAUGUAAUUCUUUUUCAUAAUAUUGAGGAUAACUAAAUUCACAGAAUUUUCCAUAUUGUUUAUUGACAGAGUUGCACAGAGCUUAACAUGUUUCACAGUUAAAUAUUGUUAUCUUUCAAAAACAUAAAAAACAAUGUAGAUAUUCAAAAUGGCUUAUGAGCAAACACAUUUUCAACUUUUAAUUUUGAAGCAAAAUGGAGAAUUUUUUAAAUUUUAUUUUAAUUUUUUUAAAAUUUGCAAUUCUGUUGAAUCUGUUUUUCAGCUCAGUCUUUUUUUUUUACUUCCUCUUCCUGCCUGGAAGUUUGUUUUGUUCAUAUGAAAUCUGUCCAGUGGGAAUCGGACAGACUUUAUCACUGCACUUUUAGUUUGCAGUUUGAUUGUUGAUUUGUACCAAUGCCUCUGAAUUUGUAAAUAUACUUCUCUUGGUAAAGUUUUAUAUAAACAAGGACGUGGACUCAAAAA
Molecule: messenger RNA, 6308 nt
Organism: Scophthalmus maximus (turbot)
Lineage: Eukaryota; Metazoa; Chordata; Actinopteri; Pleuronectiformes; Scophthalmidae
Gene: slc35a2
Product: solute carrier family 35 member 2
Exons: 6
Coding region: 293-1516 (407 amino acids)
Biological process (GO): pyrimidine nucleotide-sugar transmembrane transport
Cellular component (GO): Golgi membrane
Molecular function (GO): UDP-galactose transmembrane transporter activity
Source: RefSeq, a predicted model, not a curated record